Molecule: messenger RNA, 1194 nt
Organism: Erigeron canadensis
Lineage: Eukaryota; Viridiplantae; Streptophyta; Magnoliopsida; Asterales; Asteraceae
Product: glutathionyl-hydroquinone reductase YqjG
Exons: 6
Coding region: 35-1096 (353 amino acids)
Cellular component (GO): cytoplasm
Molecular function (GO): glutathione transferase activity
Source: RefSeq, a predicted model, not a curated record
AAAAGAAUGCUUUUUGUACAAGAAGUCAUGAGUGAUGAUCAGCAGCAUGUUCAUUCCCACAAAAUUUGCUUCCAAGCAUCUCCUCUUUCCCUUUACCUCUUUACAGAACACUCGUCAAAUGGCUCGUUCCGCAUUAGAUGAAAUGUCGGAUACCGGUGCCUUUAUAAGAAGUCCUUCAACUUUCCGUAGUUUCAUCUCACGAGACCCAAAGUCUACUUUUCCAGCUGAGCCCGGAAGAUAUCAUUUGUAUGUGUCAUAUGCUUGUCCUUGGGCCUCCAGGUGCCUUGCAUACUUAAAAAUAAAAGGACUUGAUAAGGCCAUCGGUUUCACGUCAGUUAAACCCAUAUGGGAGAGAACCAAGGAAAGCGAUGAGCACAUGGGAUGGGUCUUCCCCGAUACCGACACAGAGCAACCAGGGGCUGAACCAGAUCCUUUUAAUGGGGCAAAGAGCAUAAGAGCAUUAUACGAACUUGCCAGUGAAAACUACUCUGGAAAAUACACAGUUCCUGUUUUGUGGGAUAAGAAACUACGGACUAUUGUGAAUAACGAGAGUGAGGAGAUCAUUCGCAUGUUCAAUACCGAAUUCAAUGAAAUAGCAGAGAAUCCAUCCUUGGAUCUUUACCCAUCUCACUUACAAAGCCAAAUCAACGAAUUUAAUGGCUGGAUUUACAGUGGGAUAAACAAUGGUGUAUACAAAUGUGGCUUUGCAAAAAAGCAAGGGCCUUAUGAGGAGGCUGCUAAAGAAUUAUACAACGCUCUAGACAAAUGUGAAGAAAUACUCGGUAAACAGCGAUACUUAUGUGGGAGCUCUCUAACUGAGGCAGAUAUUCGUUUGUUCGUGACCCUCAUAAGGUUUGAUGAGGUUUAUGCAGUUCACUUCAAGUGCAACAAGAAAUUGCUACGUGAGUUUCCAAAUCUUUUCAACUACUCAAAAGACUUGUUUCAGAUCCCAGGUAUGAGUAGCACUGUUAACAUGGAGCAUAUCAAGAAACAUUACUACGGAAGUCAUCCGUCCAUUAACCCGUUUGGUAUUAUCCCCAUUGGCCCUGAUAUUGACUAUCUUUCACCUCACGACAGAAACAGAUUUUCUGCUUAAAUACUGUAUAGGAUGUGUGUUGUGAUGUACUGCAACUCUCUAUUACAAUAAGUGUCGCCAUCUUUUCUCAUUAUAUGGAGAGUUUCUAUGUUGUUUCA